AUGCGGCGCGUCGCCGAGAACGGCUGCACAGCAGUGUCCUGCUCACUUGUCACGAGACAAGCCUCUGCCCCCCGGGCCGCCGCCUCCGACCGCUCUCCGGCCAGAGCGGCGGCCGCCCCAAAGGCCGGCAAACUUUGCCCGCAACCACACGGCUUCGGGCGCGAGACGCGGCUGAGGUCGGGGUGGGGGCGGACUGCAGGCAGCCCGGCCGGCCCUCGGGCUGGCGGCGUUCUUGAGGCUCGGCGCGGACGUCUCGCCGAGGACCCUUGGAGUACAAAUGUUGAGUCAGAAGCAGUAAGUUAUCAGAAACCGCCGGAAGAGAACGGCGCCUCCGGCACGGUUGGCGGUAAGGCGGCAGCGGGGCAGGGAGCGCCCCCGGGCCGCCGAGCCGCCCCCGCCGGCGCGAUUUAUGGGGCAAUCACUGCGGGGGCGGCCGCGCGGACACCGCCGGGACCGACUGACCUCCUUACUGGCGCACGGCUACCUCACCGGCCCCCUGCAGCCGCCGCCGCCUGUAACGCACACCUGGGCGGCGCGCGCCAUGAAUACGCGAUGCGGCAGCACGCGCCGGCCGGGGAUAAAUCUGGGCGGAUGGCUCCCGCGGGCCAGAUUGCCGCCGCCGAUGAUUACGGCCGUCUGCCGCCCCCGUCUGCCGCCCCCGACCAUCCACCCCCGCCCCACCACUGCUAG
Molecule: messenger RNA, 690 nt
Organism: Schistocerca serialis cubense
Lineage: Eukaryota; Metazoa; Arthropoda; Insecta; Orthoptera; Acrididae
Product: potassium/sodium hyperpolarization-activated cyclic nucleotide-gated channel 4-like
Exons: 4
Coding region: 1-690 (229 amino acids)
Source: RefSeq, a predicted model, not a curated record